Penicillium verhagenii is the source of this 870-nucleotide messenger RNA. RefSeq names its product cytochrome p450 protein. NCBI's taxonomy places the organism in Eukaryota, Fungi, Ascomycota, Eurotiomycetes, Eurotiales, Aspergillaceae. Gene Ontology annotation, molecular function: monooxygenase activity; heme binding; iron ion binding. The transcript has a single exon. The record is from RefSeq and is a predicted model, not a curated record. The coding region runs from base 1 to 870 and encodes 289 amino acids.
AUGCAGAGUCCUGACGCUUUCCACAGCCGGGUUCUGGAAUGGGUACCCCUGCCCAAGCUUCUGAACGGGUGGACACUCCCUUGCCUAUUGCUCGGUGCGUGGGUGGUCUACGGCGUUGGACUGGGGAUAUACCGCCUCUUUCUAAGUCCUUUGGCUAAAUUCCCGGGUCCAAAGCUCGCCGCCCUCACGCAAUGGUAUGAAGUCUACUUUGACAUGGUCAAGAAAGGUGGCGGCCAAUUCCCUUUCGAAAUCAAGCGCAUGCACGAAAAAUAUGGCCCCAUUGUUCGCGUAAAUCCCUUCGAGCUUCACGUCGAUGACCCAGACUUCUACGAUGUAAUCUACGCGACAAAUAAGGCAUAUGACAAGAUGGAGCAUUUCCAACACCGCUUCAAUGUGCCUCUGGCUACGUUUAGCACGUCCGACUCGGAUGAUCAUCGCAUUCGUCGCGCAGCCAUCAACCCCUUCUUCUCCAAGAGCCGGGUUCGAAACCAAAAUGAACGCAUCCAGCAGCUCGCUUCCACAAUCUCACAGAGACUGGCUACUGAGUAUGCUGGGCAGAAUAAGCCUUUGGACGUGGCUAAUAUGUGGGGUUGCUUCACGGCGGAUGUCAUUAUGGAUGUUGUCUUUGCGCGCCCCAAGCACUUUUCCCGGUACCCGGACUUUGAGUCCCCAUUCACCCUCGCCAUUCGCAACAUGUCGACCUGGGCUCAUUUUACAUUGCAUUUUGGCUGGGUUUUGACCGUCAUGAAUCAAAUGCCAAAUUCAAUUGCCAAGGCCCUGUUUCCCCCAUUCAGGCCAAUCAUUGAAUUCAGAGAAGUGAGUACUAAUCCCAUAAGUAGUUGCGCCUUCAAGGGAAGUCCCGAAUGCUGA